Loa loa (African eye worm) is the source of this 828-nucleotide messenger RNA. RefSeq lists its product as hypothetical. The transcript has 2 exons. The coding region runs from base 1 to 828 and encodes 275 amino acids. The record is from RefSeq and is a predicted model, not a curated record. Lineage: Eukaryota; Metazoa; Nematoda; Chromadorea; Rhabditida; Onchocercidae.
AUGACAUGGUCACCACGUAAUCGACCGGGUGAUGAUGAUGAUGAUGAUGAUUUGGGUGAUAUUGAUGCAUCAUCAGAGCAGAAUCAUUCCGAUCGUCCAUGUAGUAGUGCUUCUGAUGGAGAUAUCUCCGUUGUAAUCAAUGAUACCAGUGAACAAGAUGCAUCCGGUGAUGUGCAUUCAAAAUCGGUAACAUCACCACCAUGUUCCGAUACAAGCGGUAAUCUACCACGAUCAUCAAUAUCAGCAAUAUCAACACCAAAGAAAAUGAAAAUUUGGUCAAUUGCAGAAACAUUAUCAAAUAGCACAACUGAUGCAAAUAGCAGUAGUACCGGAUAUGGUAGUAGUAGUAAAGAUGAUCGUGAACGAGCAUCAACAUCAGUUGAACGAAAAUCAUGGAGUGAUGGUCGUGAUUCGAUACCACCAUCAGAUUCAACUGGUAUCGCUUCAUCAAUGAUUAAUACCAUUCCAUCACAACCACAGUUACCACAACCACAACAACCACCACCACAACCACCACCAUUGCUACCUCCUGGUACUUCUGCUAUUACUACUGUUAAUGGACAAAUACCGCAACAUUUCCUACAAUUUCAUCCCUGGCAACAACAACAAUUAGCUAUGGCUAUGGCUGUUCGAAUGCCAUUUCCUAGGCCUGAAUUAUUAACAAUGAUGGCUCAAGCAAGUCAAAUUCGACCACCGAUGCUUUUUAAUCCGAUGUUUAUGGGUGCUGUAAUGUCAGGUGUACCACCACAACCAACACAUUAUCCGAUACCUGCUACUCAUUUAUCAGUACCACCGGUACCACCCAGUACAUCACUAUCUAACGGUUAG